CUCUGGUCCAUUUGAGGGAGGGGCAACGCUGCAUCCGGGCGGACACACUCACACAUCAGGGCUUUUGUGGGGCCGAGUUCCUCUGGGAGCAAAGGCGGCGAGAAGGAAGGGAAGAAAGGAAGGAGCAGGGAAAGGAGCAUUCAACGGAGCCACACUUGUCAUGGAGAGAAACAAUUCAACAUCUAGUGGAUAUUGAAGAAUGUGGAAUUCCAAAGUGCAGUAAGGAAACCAGACGUAUAGGAAGAAGAAAUGCCCCGAAGGUGCUGAUCUGGCUGAACUCUUCAUCUCACUCACAGUUCAGAAAGAAAAGUGUCUAUCUUUCAUUUCAAAGUACAGUAGAGUCUCACUUAUCCAAUAUAAACGGGACGGCAGAACAUUGGAUAAGUGAAAAUGUUCAAUACCUAGUAAUGUUAUGUAGUAAUUACUGUAUUGACAAAUGUAGCACCAAAACAUUGCAACAUUUACUACAAAAACAUUGACUACUAAAACGCAGACUGCACUGGAUAAUACAGAACAUUGGAUAAGUAAAGCUUGGAUAAGUAAGACUCUACUGAAUCGAUAUGGACAAAAAACCAUCUAAAUGUACUGACUCUGGAAAGAACUUUAGGCAACAGAGACUUCAUGAAAGAACUCACACUGGGGAGAAACCCUACCCAUGUCUGGAAUGUGGGAAGAGCUUUGCUCAGAAUGGAAAUUUGCUUAGACAUCGGAGAACUCACACUGGUGAAAAACCCUAUACCUGCCUGGAAUGUGGGAAGAGCUUCUCACAGAUUGGACAUCUGUGCUCACAUCAAAGAACUCACACUGGGGAGAAACCCUAUAAAUGUCAGGAAUGUGGAAAGAGCUUCACUCAGAGGGAAGGUCUACAGUCACAUCAGAGAACUCACACUGGGGAGAAACCCUAUGAAUGUCCGGAGUGUGGAAAGAGAUUCACUCAGAGUGGAAAUUUACAGAAACAUCAAAGGAUUCACACAAGGGAGAGACCUUAUAUAUGUCUGGAAUGUGGAGACAGCUUUGCUGGCAUUAGAGAUCUACGUAAGCAUGAAAGAACUCACACUGGUGAGAAACCCUACACAUGUCUGGAAUGUGGGAAGAGCUUUGCUCAGAGUGGAAAUUUGCUUACACAUCAGAGAACUCACACUGGUGAGAAACCCUAUACCUGCCUGGAAUGUGGGAAGAGCUUCUCGCAGAGUGGAUAUCUACGUUCCCAUCAAAGAACUCACACUGGGGAGAAACCCUAUAAAUGUCUGGAGUGUGGAAGGAGAUUCACUCGGAGUGUACAUUUACGGACACAUCAAAGGAUUCACACUGGGGAGAAACCCUAUCCCUGCCUGAAAUGUGGAAAGAGCUUCUCGCGGAGUGGACAUCUACGUUCACAUCAGAGAACCCACACUGGGGAGAAACCCUAUACAUGUCUGGAAUGUGGAAAGAGCUUCACUGACAGUACAAAUCUACAUAGACAUCAAAGAGUUCACACUGGGGAGAAACCCUAUACAUGUCUGGAAUGUGGCAACAGCUUUGCUGUCUUUGGAGAUCUACGUAAGCAUAAAAGAACUCACACUGGGGAGAAACCCUAUAAAUGCCAGGAGUGUGGAAAGAGCUUCUCGCAGAGUGGAUAUCUACGUUCACAUCAAAGAACUCACACUGGGGAGAAACCCUAUGAAUGUCUGGAGUGUGGAAGGAGAUUCACUCAGAGUGUACAUUUACGGACACAUCAAAUGAUUCACACUGGGGAGAAACCCUACAUAUGCCUGGAAUGUGGAAAGAAUUUUAUUCAUAGUGGAUCUCUACAUUCACACCAAAGAACUCACACUGGUGAGAAACCCUAUAAAUGCUUGGAGUGCAGAAAGACUUUUGGUCGGAGUGGAAAUCUAUAUUCACAUCAGAGAACUCACACUCGGGAGAAACCUUUUAGAUGCCUGGAGUGUGGAAAGAGUUUUACUCAGAGUGGAACUCUACGUUCACAUCAGAGAACUCACACUGGGGAAAAUCCCAAUACAUGUCUGGAAUGUGGCAACAGUUUCGCUGUCAUUGAAGAUCUACGUAGGCAUGAAAGAACUCACACUGGGGAGUAACCCUAUAAAUGCCAGGAGUGUGGAAAGAGUUUCUCACAGAGUGGAGAUCUACAUUCUCAUUAGAGAACUCACACUGGGAAGAAACUGUAAAUUUCUCGCAUGUGGACAGAGCUUCCUUGAGCGUGGAGAGCUACAUAAACAUAAUAGAGCCCAUCUUGAGAAAAACUCUAUACAGGCAGUCUACAAGUUACUAACAAUUUCGGUUCUGUAUUUUUGUUCCUAAGGUUAAUUUUAAGUGUAACUCCAUCCAAAUGUUAUGUAUGUAGAUAGAUAGAUAGAUAGAUAGAUAGAUAGAUAGAUAGAUAGAUAGAUAGAUAGAUAGAUAGAUAGAUGGAUGGAUAGAUAUGUUUUUCAUAGCAUACUUGAUGGAGUAUAUUGAUUUGGAUUUGUAAUUUUAUUUCUGUUUUUAAUAGAAUUGUUUUGGUUCUGCCUUAUGAUGUUGUUUAUUAUGUUUACUAUGUUUAACUUUAUUGUGUGGUGUUUUUUACAAUCAUAUGUUUUUUAUGUUCAUGUUGAAAACUGCCCUGAGGCGUCUCGAGGAGAUGGAGUGGUUUAUAAAUAAAAUUUUAUUAUUAUUAUUA
Messenger RNA from Anolis carolinensis (green anole), 2656 nucleotides. Its product is annotated as zinc finger protein 420-like. The transcript has 2 exons. The record is from RefSeq and is a predicted model, not a curated record. Bases 561 to 2075 code for a protein of 504 amino acids. Lineage: Eukaryota; Metazoa; Chordata; Lepidosauria; Squamata; Anolidae.